Molecule: messenger RNA, 1972 nt
Organism: Desarmillaria tabescens
Lineage: Eukaryota; Fungi; Basidiomycota; Agaricomycetes; Agaricales; Physalacriaceae
Product: mitochondrial carrier
Exons: 12
Coding region: 185-1861 (558 amino acids)
Biological process (GO): ATP transport; ADP transport; transmembrane transport
Molecular function (GO): calcium ion binding; ATP transmembrane transporter activity
Source: RefSeq, a predicted model, not a curated record
GCAAAGAUAAACAUAAUGCCGACUUGUGGACCAUCAGAUACCCAGCACUCCCGUCGCCACCGAUGAGCAUCUAGAGCAGAGCAUCCCGGCUCUCAUAAUCCCGUCGAUAUCAUUCGUAGCCGUCACAAAUUUCGAAAUCAACCUCGCUGCUCCGUCGUCAUCACGCGUCGCUGGCCCACUCUGGAUGGCCCAGCCAAGUCCCCCAGCCGGGCGGGACAACCAUGAACAACGCCGCACGCCGCGUACGCUGGCCGAAUUUCGCCUGCAAGAAGGCAGAGAGAACAGGAAACGUCGCCUAUUGGCCUUGUGGCGACACAUCCGAGUGCGUGGAUAUAACUUUGAUCGGGAACCCAGCGCGAAAGCACUAGGAAAAGCCCCCGACUCGACUGAAAAUGCGAAGAAACUGCGAGCUGCAUAUGAACACGAGCUCCUGGGGAGGGUAGGAGGGUGGAAGCAGUUCGUUGAGUAUGCCGAGGCCAAGGAAGUUGAACUCUGGACAAUAUUUCAUGACGAGCUUGACUUGGACCGGAAUGGCCACCUGGAACCGGAAGAACUAGAAUUAGCACUACGAAAAGCGGGAAUCACAUUAUCUCCAAACACACUAUCGGAAUUCAUGACAUACUUGACAUCCUCUCCCCAAUCUCGGAUAGUAACAUUUGCUGAAUUCCGAGACUUUCUCCUUUUGCUCCCCCGGAAAAUCUCUACGACUGAGAUUUACAAGUACUACGAGAUGAACAAGUUUCUCGGAGAUGAUGGCAAAGGCGUGGCCCGUGUCACCAUGGAAGGUGAUGUCAGCUUAAGCGCCGAGGACAAACCUCCAGACGGUCCCAGCAAAACGGUACCAACCACACAAGUACCAGCCAUACCCCAACCCCUUCCUCCUGUACAGACAACCUACGUCGAACAUGAGGAAGAACAAGAAGACGAUGAUGACGACGCUUUUGAUGACAGCCAUGGUUGGCUCGAAGGGCGCACAGCUCUCAAAUUCCUGUUAGCUGGAGGCAUUGCCGGUGCAGUCUCCCGGACAUGUACCGCACCUUUUGAUCGACUCAAAAUUUUCCUUAUCACCCGUCCACCCGAUCUCGGUGGAGCUUCGCGAGCACAGGCAGGCGGUGCGAACGUCCUAGGAUAUGCUGUGCGACAGAUAUACUCCGAGGGCGGCGUGUUCGCGUUCUGGACAGGCAAUGGGCUGUCCGUUGCUAAGAUAUUCCCCGAGUCUGCGAUCAAGUUCUUCGCGUAUGAGUCUGCUAAACGUAUGUUUGCGACGUACUGGGAUCAUGUUGACGAUCCUAGGGAAAUUAGUGGCGUCAGUCGUUUUCUUUCGGGUGGGAUUGGCGGAAUAAGCAGUCAGCUGUGUAUAUACCCAGUCGAGACGCUCAAAACUCAAAUGAUGAGCAACACAGGAACGCGACGGACAUUAAUGUCCGCAGCGCGUCAUGUAUGGAAGCUUGGAGGGUUUCGAGCUUACUACCGUGGCCUAACGGUUGGUCUUGUUGGUGUUUUCCCGUACUCCGCUAUCGACAUGUCAACCUUUGAAGCACUCAAACUGGCGUACCUGCGUUCCACCGGCAAAGAUGAACCGGGAAUGCUUGCACUGUUGGCAUUUGGGAGUGUGUCAGGGAGUGUGGGUGCUACGAGCGUGUACCCGAUGAAUUUGGUGAGGACGAGGUUGCAAGCGUCUGGAAGCUCGGGGCAUCCUGAACGGUAUACGGGUGUGUUUGAUGUUGCGAGUAAGACUUGGGCGAGAGAAGGUUGGAGAGGGUUUUAUCGGGGCUUGUUUCCGACUCUGGCAAAGGUCGUUCCAGCAGUCUCGAUAUCCUAUGUUGUCUAUGAGCAUAGUAAACGAAGACUUGGUGUUUAAGAUAUAUAUAUUAUUUUUACUCUUAAUCUUCCGUAGAUCAAUUGCCUUGCAUAUACAUGUAUUUAUUGAGCCAAGCAUUACCAUUGUCGUCGCAUCUUCCAGGACACUUGG